Molecule: messenger RNA, 2037 nt
Organism: Trichoderma citrinoviride
Lineage: Eukaryota; Fungi; Ascomycota; Sordariomycetes; Hypocreales; Hypocreaceae
Product: translation initiation factor eIF-2A
Exons: 3
Coding region: 1-2037 (678 amino acids)
Biological process (GO): translational initiation
Cellular component (GO): cytosolic small ribosomal subunit
Molecular function (GO): ribosome binding; tRNA binding; translation initiation factor activity
Source: RefSeq, a predicted model, not a curated record
AUGGCAUCCCCUUUGCAGUUCGCCUACCGGACCCAGAAGACCAUUGGCGUCUUUAACGCCGCUCCGGUCUACGAGCCCCUUUCUGGGUUCACCAAGCCCGAGGGAAACCUGCGGUGCUGUGCGUACUCGCCGUGUGGCCGCUUCUUUGGCUGGGCAACCCCCGAGGCCCUCAAUGUCGUCGACACCUCCAGCGGCCAGCUCAUCCUGAGCCUGCCCAUUGCCAACGUCUACGAGCUCGGCUUCUCGCCCCUGGGCACCUUUGUCAUCACCUGGGAGCGGCCGGCCAAGGACGAGGCCGGCGACGCUACCAAGAACCUCAAGGUGUGGCGCACCGUUGAGGACGGCGUCGACGCUGCCGCCAAGGUGCCUGUCGGCCAGUUCGUCCAGAAGCAGCAGGGCGGCUGGAAUCUGCAGUACACCGCCGACGAGGCCUACUGCGCCCGCCUCGUCACCAACGAGGUGCAAUUCUUCCAGAGCCACGACCUCGUCACCGUGUGGAACAAGCUGCGCGUUGAGGGAGCCACCAACUUUGCCCUGGCUCCAGGCCAGGACCACGCAGUGGCUGUCUUUAUCCCAGAGCGCAAGGGAGCACCCGCCGCCGUCAAAGUCUACAAGGUGCCCGAGUUUCAGAACCCAAUCUCGCAAAAGACCUUUUUCAAGGGCGACAAGGUCCAGCUCAAGUGGAACAAGCGGGGAUCCAGCCUCCUGGUUCUGGCCCAGACCGACGUGGACCGCUCCGGCAAGAGCUACUACGGAGAGACGACUCUAUAUCUGCUGAGCACAAACGGCACUCUGGAUGCUCGCGUGACUCUGGACAAGGAGGGCCCGAUCCACGACGUCUCGUGGUCGCCUUCGUCCCGACAGUUUGGUGUCGUCUAUGGUUAUAUGCCAGCGAAGACGACCAUUUUCAACGACCGCGGUGUUGCGGUGCACUCGUUCCCCCUCGGACCGCGCAACACCAUCUCCUUCUCGCCCACCGGCCGCUUCGUCCUCGUUGCCGGCUUCGGCAACCUUGCCGGCCAGAUCGACGUGUACGACCUCGAAAAGGACAACCGAAAGGUUUGCACCAUCGAGAGCGGCAACCCGAGCGUGUGCGAAUGGAGCCCCGACAGCCGUUACAUCAUGACGGCCACGACCUCCCCACGACUGCGCGUCGACAACGGCGUCAAGCUGUGGCACGUCACCGGCGGACUCAUGUACAACGAAGAUAUGGUCGAGCUGUACAACGUUCUCUGGCGACCCGCGGACGCAGCUACCCUCGAGGCCGGAGAUCCGCUCAGCCCUGUUCCGACACCGCACGAAUCCGCCGCGGCCUUCCUCAGCACCGUCAAGGCGCCCAGCAAACCUGCCGGAGCCUACCGGCCCCCUGGCGCUCGUGGAUUGGCCACGCCGCUUCACUUCAAGCGCGAGGAUGAGGGCGGCGCCGCUCACGUCGUCAGCAACGGCACCCAGAACGUGAGUGCCAACGGCUUUGGCAGGUCCCGACGCGCCGUCCCCGGCGCUGAGCUGGCCGAGAACAUCCCGACCGUCCGGACUGUGCCUGGCGCGGAGCCCGCCAACGAAGACGGCGGUGCCAAGAAGAACAAGAAGAAGCGCAGCAAGAAGAGCAACCACCCCGAUGGCAAGCUGGAGCCUGAGCCUAACGGAGGGGCCAGCCUUGCGCCGCCGCCGCAGGAAUACGGCGGCGGCUCGGGCCACGAGGGUCGCAGCCCCGAGAGGCGCGGAGUGGCCGGCGGCAACCAGAACGGCCGCAACUUCCGGAGCCGGUCCCGUAACAACAUGGACCGCAGCCGAAGCAACACUCAGCAAGGCCAGCAGCAGCAGCAGUCCGGUCCUCCUCCUAAUGCCCCAACUGAGCCAGCGUCGCAGAACCCAAACGCUAAGAAGAUUCGCAGUCUGCAGAAGAAGGUCAGGGCUAUUGAGGAUCUGGAGAUGCGCCUUGCUGGAGGUGAAAAGUUGGAGGACACUCAGCUGAAGAAGAUUCACACCAAGGCAUCUGUGCUUAAGGAGCUGGAGUCUCUUGGUGGCGAGUCGUAA